UCAUUUCCAAUCCCUUCAGACUCCAACUUGUUUCUCAGCAAGUCCCCAGCUCACCUCUGCUUCCCUUAACAGCAUGCCGCCAAAGAAGAUUGAGCCAAAGAAGCCCGAGCCUAAAAAGCCCGAGCCUAAGAAAGAUGCUGCUCCGGCCGCAAAACCAGCACCGGCUCCGGAGCCACUGCCUGAGCCACCCAAAGAACCCGACUUUGACCCCAAGAGCAUCACCCUUGAGUAUUCCCCUGACCAGAUCGAGGAGUUCAAGGAGGCCUUCACCUUGUUCGACCGCACACCGACCGGGGCGAUGAAGAUCACAUUUGGCCAGUGCGGAGACGUGAUGCGCGCUCUGGGUCAGAACCCCACCAACGCUGAUGUGCUCAAAGUGCUCGGUAAACCACCGCCAGAAGACAUGAGUACAAAACUGGUGGACUUUGAGACCUUCUUGCCAAUGCUGCAACACAUUUCUCGCGCCAAAGAUCAAGGCAACUUUGAGGAUUUUGUGGAGGGGCUCAGGGUUUUCGACAAAGAAGGAAAUGGCACCAUCAUGGGAGCCGAGCUGCGUCACGUCCUUGCGACACUGGGAGAGAGGAUGACGGAAGACGAGGUGGACAGACUGAUGGCCGGACAGGAGGACGCCAAUGGGUGCAUCAACUAUGCCUCCUUUGUAAAGCAUAUUCUCUCUGGCUGAAAGGGACAUUUAACCUGAAAGACUUCAUCCUACCUUACUUAUCAUUUUGGCCAGUAAGAGGUGAGCGUGUCACCAAGUGUGUGGCAUUACUCUGCUGUCAAGAAAAAGCAGUUAAUGUUGGCCUUCAUACCUAUGAUUAUUUCUUUUUCCAUAAACACCCUGAAAUAUAAUGAAAUGCCAGUGAGAUAAGAAAAUGGACGUCCUCACAGAAAGCUCCAUUAAU
Messenger RNA from Labrus bergylta (ballan wrasse), 905 nucleotides. Its product is annotated as myosin light chain 4. The record is from RefSeq and is a predicted model, not a curated record. Gene Ontology annotation, molecular function: calcium ion binding. Lineage: Eukaryota; Metazoa; Chordata; Actinopteri; Labriformes; Labridae. Gene Ontology annotation, cellular component: myosin II complex.